Molecule: messenger RNA, 1891 nt
Organism: Mercurialis annua (annual mercury)
Lineage: Eukaryota; Viridiplantae; Streptophyta; Magnoliopsida; Malpighiales; Euphorbiaceae
Product: RHOMBOID-like protein 9, chloroplastic
Exons: 7
Coding region: 382-1773 (463 amino acids)
Cellular component (GO): membrane
Molecular function (GO): serine-type endopeptidase activity
Source: RefSeq, a predicted model, not a curated record
CGUCCCUUUCUAUUUUCCGAGAAGUGUACCCGUUUGCACCAAAUUUGUUGGGUCUCGAGCAAAUCCAAAGUGGGGCUAACUUAAUGCUAAAACAGUGGUUAACAUUAGUUUUAAUCAUCCAUAGCAACUCCUGAUUGGCCCAACAAAGAUAAGGUAAAUAUCACUAAUUGCAAGAUUCUUGAUGUUGCUCUGCUUUCAAUCCCACCCUCUAUGCCGCCAGUAAUUACCAUAAAAAUUCCUACAAAACUGAAUAUGUUCUUACAGUUUCCUACUUAAAAGAGUUUUUCACUUUUGCUGCAACUGAAGCCAUUUGCUUACAACUUCUGCAAAAUAUUGUUCCCUUAAUCGUUCCUGAUAAAAACUUACAACUUUCAGGUGUCCAUGGCUGCAGUACCGGUAUGCUACAAGAUUCCUAUAUCCAGAGACACAUGGAAGAGGUGGCAUGUGAUGUAUCCUGCCGCUGAUAUUUCAGUGAAGACACCGACAAGAAGAAGACUGAACGCCUCUAAAGGAGCGACUCUCAACCAAGGCGCUUUUCAUUUCCAGAACAUUACUGAAGUAUCCGUCUUGCCUAGAGUCUACAGUGUGAAAGGUGAAAAUUUCAGCAUGGGAUCAUAUGCAUCAAAGACUAAUACAAAUGAGAAGCAGCUGAGUUUGCUAGAUUCCUAUUUCGGAAAACUCCAAGGUGAUGCGAAUCAGCCCUCAUUAGAAUCUUCUCCUGAAAUAACCGAGUUUGUUGUUAAAAGCCGAGAAAUUGACACAACAGAAGAACUGCAGUCUCUUAAUUCUUAUCUUGAUAAACUCAGUAAAGAUGCAAACUUGAAAAUUUCUGUAUCAUCAGCUUCUGAUGAUCAAACUACAGAAAAACUGUUAUCAGUAUAUGAAGAUUCUGCAAGAGGUAAAGAGGAGAAGCUGAAAGGUUUCACGCGGUCGAGAACAAAGGAUCCAAAUACUGGUUCGAGGAGGUAUCAGGCUCUACAUCAAAAUAAGGAAACCUCUGACCUCUACAUAAUAAAUAUAUUAAUUUCUAUAAACAUUGCCGUUGUCCUGUUCGAACUAGCCAGUCCAGUUAGAAAUUCUGAAUUUGAGCUCUUUACUCUCCCAUUGUUGUACGGAGCAAAGAUAAACGAUUUGAUCCUAGUGGGGGAAUGGUGGAGGCUUGUGACGCCAAUGUUUCUGCACUCUGGAGUGUUUCAUGUGGCUCUUGGAUGCUGGUCACUUAUUACCUUUGGACCUCAAGUUUGCAAAGGUUACGGUUCAUUUACGUUUCUAAUCAUUUACAUACUCGGAGGAAUUUCUGGAAACUUAACGAGCUUCCUUCACACGCCAGAUCCAACUGUUGGUGGAACAGGACCUAUAUUUGCCAUAAUUGGAGCUUGGCUUGUCUAUCAAAUGCAAAAUAAAGAUGUUACUGCCAAAGAUGUUUCAGAGAGUUUGUUCCACAAGGCAAUAAUCACAACUGGUCUCAGCUUCAUAUUGAGCCACUUUGGUCCGAUCGAUGACUGGGCGCACUUAGGAGCAAUUCUGACAGGUAUAAUCUAUGGUUUUUUCACAUGCCCUACUCUGCAAUUGGACAAUGCAUCUUCCAGAAGCGGUCAAGAUGACGGGUUUGCGCUCGUUAAAGGAUAUACUAAUCCUUGCAAAGCCCUGGCUUUAUUUGCCAUAUUCAUUCUGUUUUUAGCUUCUUUAUUUUUCAUUUUGGAACCUCCUCUAGACAUGUUAGAGCCGGAUGAUUUAGCAUGGUUUUGGAAACAGGACUCGAUUAUGUUUUAAACCUCAUGCAGAUGCCUGCCGGUCAUCAUUAGAUUUAUAUAGGAAAUAAAGGCAACCAGUGUAUUAUAUACAUAAUAAUACCUUUGCAAAUACAGCAUCCGUCAUGCUUUUCAUUUAA